AUGAGCAAAAAAGAAGGGGAAAUUAUUUUUCCGUUAAAACCAGCCGGCCCACCGAAAGUGUGGAAAACUAUCGAAAUCAAAAAGAAAGACACAGAUGUUCCGAUAAAAUUCUCUAUUCAAGAGAUACCAGAAGACAGAUUCGAGGAUGUGAUUGAUCAUAUGUGUAAAUAUUUCCUCGCGGACGAGCCCAUGUCUAAUUCCUUGAAUGGAAUAAACGAACCUGAAUACGUAGAAACUUUUAGAAUUUUUUGGAAUAAAUUUUUGAAACAAGGUUUAUCAGUGGCGGCGUUCACGGAAAACGUGAAUGGCGGUAAACCUAUAAUCGCGGGAUGCAACAUACUUGGAUUGAGUUUCAAAGGGGAGAAAUUAGAUUAUAACGUGAUUAAAUCGGAAAAUGGGAAGAAAGUAAUGAAAAUUAUUGACGAGUUGAGCAAAAAGGCAAAUGUGUAUGAGAAAUAUGGGGUGGAUAAAUAUAUGACCGCCUUUGGCCUUUCGGUGAGUCCAUCCUACAGAGGAGCCGCUCUAGGCGGUCAUCUUCUUGAUGCCAGAGUGGAUAUUGGCCGUGAAUACAAUAUUUCAGUAACGUCCACAAUGUUCACCUCACCGAUUUCUCAGAAACUAGCCGCACGAUGUGGAUUUGAAACUUUACUUGAGAAAGAUUACGUGGAUAUGGUGGAUGAAAAAGGAAAUCAAGUGUUACCAGAUAUCAAAGUGAAAUCUUUGAAAGUGAUGAGCAAGAAGCUCUUUUAAUCGAAUCGUAUUAUAAAUCGAAUUAUAAAUAUUUAAUUUUGUUUAUUAAUUAGUUUCAAAGAUAAUAUUCUUUGAAAAGUUAUUUUAAUUUUUUUAUUAUAUAUAUAUAUAUAUAUAUAUAUAUAUUUUUGAUAAUUUCAUUUUUUAAAAAUGGUAAUCGAUGUGAAAUAUAUUUACAUAUUUCAAUGUAUGAUAUUUUACUUAGAAUAUUUUAUCAUAUUAUUUUUUCAAAAUUACUUAGAUUUAUUUGCAAAGAAAUAAGAAAUAACUUUUAAUAUUAUUUUUAAAAAUUUUAUUAUAAAAAAUUAUCAUGUGAUUUAUGUAACUUUAUUUGAAGUAUGAUUGCAAAAGAGUAAAAGUUUGUAAUCUAAUCAACUUUUAACUUGUUGAUUUUCUUAAUCUUAUUUUGAUAAACAAUUGAUAAUAUUCUCAACAACUGGAAAAACAGACGCUCUUGGAAAGUUAGAAAAAACUAAAAAAAUAAAGCAUGAUAAACCAUGUAUUUUUGAAAUCGUGACAGCCAAAACAUAUGCAGAAAGAACUUUUGGAUCAACCUAAGAAAUAUUGAAAAGUCGUAUACAUAUCAUAAUAGUUGCUUAUCACUGCGAAAAAGAAUACAAAUAUACAAUCUCUGAUAGUGCGAAUUAUGAGAAAUGCGAGUAAUGAAGUGAUACGGGUCUAUUUCCUGGCGUAACAAGAGGCACAAGACGAGCAAAUUACCUAACAAUGGGACAAACGAUUUCAAUUUGUGUCAAUAGGAAAUUUUAUCUCCACUAUUCAACACUUGUCGAGAGUAAUAAUAGUGCAAAAAUUUUAAAAAUUUUCUGCUUUUUUUUUGGUAAUAAAGAAUUCUAAAGAACUUAUAAAAAAAUAAAAAAAUUCAUGAAAAGAGAAAAAGAAAAAAUUUUUCUCUCCUAAAAAGUAGUUAUACACAGAACCGAUCGAUAAAAAAAACAUGCACUGAAUUUCUAAACUGAAUUCCUAAACAGCGACGUAUCAAUAAAGUUAAUGAAAAAUAUUUGUUGACUUAUGAAACGACGUUGAUAAAAAAUCUUUUGUUGCUUUGUCUCCUACGUCCAAUAUGUUGCAACGCGACGUGCUUCGAAUUUCGAUAAUUUCACGAUAAGCACUCGAUGACUAACUGUUUUACCAUCGGUGCAUGCUGAAAAUAUGGGCGAAUGCACUUCCGCUUAUAUCGAUAAGUAGCAACAAUGCGUGGCAUUAUACAGAUACGUGUGUUACGAAAUUCGAAUGACAAUCAUCGUAUUUUACCUUCUACGGCAAAAUGCAUGUCUAAAGCAUACUCAUUAAUAAGAUUGCCGUUCGAUGUUCGAUUAAUUAUCAUUCAUUGCUAUAAUUACAUCGAGCAGACAGUUAUUUCUCGCUCUCUAUUCAGUUUUGUAUACAUAUAUGUAUAUAUAGAAUGAUCAAAUAGAUAUCGAUAAUUCAGUGAAUCUAUACAUUGGAAUAAAUAAAGAAUAUAAAAAAUGUAAUGGGAUGAAUAUGAAUGAAAUAUAUAUAAUGCAUACGUAUAAUUUUAAAAUUUAUAUGAUAAUUAAUUGAGAUAAUUCAAAAAAAAUUAUCGAUAGACAUUUGAUUAUUAUACAUAUUAAACAAGUAAAAAAAUGAAAAUUAUAUUCAAUCGUAACUUUAGUUAAUAAAAAAAUAUUGUGAAAAUUA
Messenger RNA from Apis cerana (Asiatic honeybee), 2430 nucleotides. RefSeq lists its product as uncharacterized. The record is from RefSeq and is a predicted model, not a curated record. Gene Ontology annotation, molecular function: N-acetyltransferase activity. Lineage: Eukaryota; Metazoa; Arthropoda; Insecta; Hymenoptera; Apidae.